Pristis pectinata (smalltooth sawfish) is the source of this 4941-nucleotide messenger RNA. RefSeq names its product insulin-like growth factor binding protein 5b (gene igfbp5b). The transcript has 4 exons. Gene Ontology annotation, cellular component: extracellular region. Gene Ontology annotation, molecular function: insulin-like growth factor I binding; insulin-like growth factor II binding; fibronectin binding. Bases 247 to 1053 code for a protein of 268 amino acids. The record is from RefSeq and is a predicted model, not a curated record. NCBI's taxonomy places the organism in Eukaryota, Metazoa, Chordata, Chondrichthyes, Rhinopristiformes, Pristidae. Gene Ontology annotation, biological process: regulation of insulin-like growth factor receptor signaling pathway.
CCGAUUUAAAAAGAGCUGCCGGGGAGCUGGGGCAGACAGAUCAGAGAGGAUAACACAGGCAGCCUUCUCCCCCCUUCCCACAGCCCGCUGAGAGAUUUCUCGCCGGAAAGUUCUGUUUUAUUCAUUGCAACUUAAAGCGGCGAUUUGAAAACUUUUUGCAGAAGUUUUGGAAAAAAGUUUUUUUUCUCUGCGAAAGUUUGCCAGCCGCUUGUCUGCAGUGCGGGGCUGCCGCAGCCUCUCCCCAACAUGCUGGGCUGCUUCCCGGUGCUGCUGUUUCUGUGGGGGGGUCACUGGAGCGGCUCGCUGGCGCUGGGACCCCGGGUGCACUGCCAGCCGUGCGACCAGAAGUCUGCGUCCGUCUGCCCGGCUCCGCCGGCCGGCUGCCAGUUGGUGAAGGAGCCGGGCUGUGGCUGCUGCCUCACUUGCGCCCUGGAGGAGGGUGAGAGCUGCGGCGUUUACACCGAGCUCUGCGCCGCGGGACUCAAGUGUCUGCCGAAGCCGGAGGAGGAGAAGCCGCUGCACGCCCUGCUCCACGGCCGCGGCAUCUGCAGCUCGGCCAAGGGCCACCGGGGCACCGAGCCCACGCCAGAGAGAGGGUCCCCCGAGAGUGAGGAGGUGGUGGGUCCUGAGGCAGCGGGCGAGGGGUACAUCACCAAGCCCGUGAAGAAGCAUGGUCGGCUGUCCAAUCAGAAGGUGGAGGCCUUGAAGCGGGAUCGGGAGAAGCGACUGCGUGUGUCCAAGAUCAUCUCGUCCUCUGAGAACACUGCACACGAUCGGCACCAGUCCGGAUACAAGCACGAGUCCGAGCUGGGUCCGUGUCGCAGGCAGAUGGAGGUGGUUCUGCAGAGCCUGAACAAAGCCGUCUACCUCAGCCCCGACGAGGUCUACAUCCCCAACUGCGAUCGCAAGGGCCUGUAUAAACGCAAGCAGUGCAAACCGUCGAAGGGGAAGCGACGGGGCCUGUGUUGGUGUGUGGACAAGUACGGUUUCAAGCUGCCUGGCUCAGAUUACAUGCAUCACGACUUCCAGUGUCACAACUUGGAGACUGAUUGACGUGCAUCCUCCAGCCCAGUCUCUUCUCCUCUUCAACCAACCGACCAUCUCCAGAGGACCUCCCUCCUGAGCUGUUGGCUGACCAAAGACUGUAAAACAGUUUGGCCGCGAGUGCAGCAAGAAACCUAAAGUAUAAUAAUUUUACAAAAUAGUAUGCUAUUAUUACUUUUUGGGACACCGGAUUUGUCAAGCUACCACCAGCUGGUUUUAUUUACUUUUCGUUCUCUACAAAAGAACCUGUUGCUAAUGGAAAUUUGAUUUUAAGAGACAAAAAGGCUCAAGUUUGGGUAAUUCUGUUUAUUUGUCAGCAUGCGAUACCCUUCCUAUAAUGUAAGAAGAUCUUUAACCCCCAAACUCCCAGUGAGUUAAUGGAAAGUAUGCGACCCAGUAAUGGAACCCACUGUCUGGGAGGUUCCUGGCUAGACCAGGGGACGAGAGAUCUGUGGCUUUGUGUCUUCCUUCUUUCUGUUGGUGGUGGGAGGAGGAAGGGUGGUGGGCGAGCAGUCUGUCACCUCCACAGUGGAAGAGGGACGAGACCACAAGCUGCAAGUCGAUGUGGCUGAACCUUUGUGUUAAUGGAAUUGUGAAGUGGGGAAGGGAUGUACACCACUCAGCCCCCAACUCCCGGGCUAAAUAUGCUACCGUACCUACAGGGUGCAGUGCGAGAUCCCCACCCUUGGGUGCUGCUGCAGUACUGCUUGCUGCCACAAGGGGGCGACACUGUGGAGCGAACGGUGGCGCCCCCUAGUUGCCGACAUCUGGUACUGCAGUGAGAAGCCCCCCUUCUGCCUCUGUCUCUCCUGGCUGCCCCAGUGGUUGUGGCUAUCGCUUCUCUGGGGGGUGGGAAGGGGUUGGGGUGGUUCCUACUACCCCCUUCUCCUCACCUGCUGGGGAAUGGCCUUACCUCUCCUUGGGCUGGAGGAUGGGCAAUGAAACUGGGCUGGUUGCUUCCUCUCUCCUGCUCUGCAUUGGCAGAGAGUUGGGGGUUUUGACGGCACUGCUGUGGCCACUGGCUCUUCCUCCCACCCAACCAUUCACCAUAUUGUCUCGACCGGCUGUUUGACCUUGUGUGGCAUCACACCUGUUAAAGUGCUCCCUCCUUGCCCUGCACCUUCCCGGCAAUAGCCCCUGGCUCAGACAAAGCCAAGUUGGCGGUUUCUCUUCCUCUCACAGCGCCAGAGACCCGGGUUCGAUCCCGACCUCUGGCACUGUCUGUGUGGAGUUUGCACAUUCUCCCUGUGACUAUGUGGGUUUUCCCGGGUGCUCCGGUUUCCUCCCACAUCUCAAAGAUGUGCGGGUCGGUGGGUUAAUUGGCUGCUAUAAAUUGCCCCCAGUGGUUGAAGGGUAGAAUCUGGGGGAAGUUAAUGGAAGUGUGGGGAGAGCAGGUUACAAGGAAUAUUAUUGGGGGGGUGGGGGGUGAUGGGAUUGUUCUGUGAGCCGGCAUAGACACGAUGGGCCAAAUGGCCAUCCAUGUUGAAUCUGGGGCUGUGGUGGCUGCUUCCCAGCAAGGGACCCGUCCCCCAGCCACCUCACUCAGUGGGUGGCCCCACGCCCAACCCGUCAGCUGAGCCACCCGCCAGGGAACCUCGAUCUCCACAGAGAAGGCCAAAGUCCCUUUUGACCCUGGAGAAGACAGAACGGGGAAGUGAGGAGUCCCAGACCCGGGGUGGGGGGUGGGGGGUGGGCAAACAAUACGAAGCGUGGCUCCCAGGGGAGGAGAUUCCCUCUGCGGAUUUUGUGUGGAAAUGAAGAUGGGAAACUAUGAACAACAUUAGGACUGUGUUUUGACCGUGUUCCUCUGUUUGCUGUGCUAUACUGAUGGGAUUUCUCUGAAGUGCGACUCCUUCACUCCUCAAAGGUUAGAACAGCAGCUGAGGUUAAAUGAUGACUUUCCUUCUGCUCUCAUCCGUCCACUCUCCCUGUCAUGAGCUCUUCAGCCCAUGUCUCCAGUGUAACUCUGCCUGAUCCAUAGUUGGGACCCAGACGCAGCUGUGGUCCUAUCACCUGGACGGUCCUGGCUGUGUCCAGCACCAGGGCACCGUCUCCAGGUGAGGGGUCAGCCAUUUAGAAUGCAGGGUGGUGAAUUUUGUAGGUUUUUUCCCCAAAGGGAGCUGGAUGCUCAGACGAGGCAUGAUAGGGAAGGUAUUGAGAUGUUUUCACCGGUGGGGGAGUGUUGAAUGAGGGCACAGAGUUACAAAAUUAGGGGGUGGUCAUUUUAAAUGGAGGUGUGUAGGAACAACUUCUCACAGAGGAUGGUGAAUCUCUGCAAGUCUCUGAAGGGUUGUGGAAGCCACAUCAUUGAGGGGAGAUAAGCGUUUGAAAGAUCAACGAAUUGAGGGCUGUGGGAACUGGCGCAGUCAGGCUUGGGGCUGCUCAGCAAUGAUUAUAUUUAAUGUCAGGGCAGACUUGAGGGGCCGAGAGGCUCCUUCUGCUCCUAUUUCCUUGUGGAGAUUAACAGAAUGAAGAGAUAAAAAGGAAGGUGGCGAUGAGAUGGAGGAACAGGUGCGAGGGGCUGAACAGCUCCCUGUUCCUGUACCGACGGGCUGACCUGCUGGAGGAGAGUCUGGGUGUUGAGUGGAGUGGAUUGUCCCUGGGAUUGUUGCCUGCAGUGGUCCCUGUGGGUCUGAGGGGCAUCGUGUCCCGUGCUGCAUGUGAAACUAUAGGCAAUGCUGGUUUCAAAUGUCGUAAUGGAAAGGGUACCGUCCUGUACGAGGGGGAGACUGAUGUGACCAAGGGAACACAGUUCAGAGAAAAGCUGUGAUUGGAUUGGUGAUCCAGAGAAUAGGAGUUCAACAGGUUCACAAACAUUCCCCAGGGAAGUAAAUCCCUGACCUUCCCCGUCUAGGCCCAGACACGCCCUCAGCUCCACACCAACCUCUCAGCAGUCAGGGAUCAGUACCAAUAAAGGCCAAUGCAUCUGUGAGCACUCCAAGGAAUCCUGACCAUCCUCAGGACCUUUCAGACCCAUUGACUUGUGAUCCAGCAUCUCUGAACUCUCAGUGACCCUGUGAUCCAGUGUGUCUCCCAUCUCCCAGUGUCUCCAAUCUCCCAGUGACCAUGAUCCAGUGUGCCUCCAAUCUUCCAGUAUCGUUCCAUCUCCCUGUGAUCUAGUGUGUCUCCUAUCCCCGUGUCUCCAAUGACCUUGUGUGCCUCCAGUUUCCCAGUGACCAUGAUCCAGUGUCUCUCUGACCUUCCUGGUGUCUCCCUGGUGACCAGUAGCUCUCCAGUCUGUGCAGGUCAGCCCAGUGAGCCACUGCACUGGGUGAUGACACGCAGUGUUGUCCUAUCGCCGGUGAUGGCGUGUGGUGUUGUCCCACCGCCGGUGAUGAUGCACGGUGUUGUGCCACCGCUGGUGAUGGCGUGUGGUGGUGUCCCAUCGCCGGUGAUGACGGGGUUAUUUGGCAGGGAAUAUUUCCACCGGUUGGUGAGUGGGUUACUGGGAGUGGGAGGACUGACGGAUCUUGUGCUGCAGGACGGUGUACAGUGAGGGCCAGUUCUGGGUCAAAGGGAGAUAAUGGUCCCUGCCUGGGUGAAAGUCACGCUGGUACAACAGAAAAGGACGAAGGUUCAGAACGAAACCUGAGUUGAGCGACUACCCCCCAACCCAAACACUUUCAUCCUCAGCAACACACUGCCUAACAUUUCACUCUGCAUUGUCACAACCUGUGUAACCCUCGACCUAACAACCUUGUGACUGGACGAGACUUUCUUUCAUGUCUAAUGAAGCAGAAAGUUUUAGCAAAUAUUCUGUUGUGUUUUGUACUAAAUAUUUUUGUUACAUUUCUGAUGAGGUGGACACUGUACGCUAUUUAUUCGACUCUAAUUUAUCUUAUCCUUCAUCUUUGUCUUUUGUCAUGACAAAGCAUUUAUUUAAUAAAGAUAUGUACA